UGGUAGAGACCGCUUCCAUGGGAUUAUCGCGUUAACGCGCACACUAGCCAGCAAACGUUACAGGUGGAGCCGAAAGAUAAUAUCGAUGUGAAAUGGAAGAUACUUUGGAUCAAUUUCUAACGAUGUAGACUGAGAAUAAAUAGUGCUAUUACCGGUAAGUCGUGUCGGUCUAUUGGUAUUUGAACUUGCGCGAGCAGCAUUUGUUGGGUUGUUCUUCAUGGGUGAGAUACAUUUGUAACAAGUGAAAUGAUUCUCAACUAGCAAGCUAACUAGCCAGCCACCUUGGUAGCAGGUAAAGUGGUGUAACAAGAUUAUUAUCCACGGCGUGCACUCCUUUUAGUGGACACGUUUGACUAGUUUUAAGGUGUAGUGAUUUUCACCUGUCCUAUUCAGUAAUAAAAGUAACUCAUCAAUAUUAGCCCGAUUAAAUUAAAGGGUUAUAGCACGUACGUUUUAUAACUCACCUUUUCCCAUCUGUCAUUCCUUUCAUUUCUUUAUCAGAAUCAGAAAUGUAUUAUUUUACAUCGUUUUUAUGAGUCAUAAUAACACACCUCAUGGACUAUAGACAUAGUCCAGGUGUGAGGUUGAAUCAGCAGGUAAAUCACAGUCAAGUCAGAAACAUUGACUAACUGAGAAUUAUGCAAACGUCUGUUAUUAAUUAUGAGAAGUGCUUUCAAUCAUGUAUUAGAUGGAACCUCUUUUUGACUAGCUGUCCACUGUUUUUUAAAAUCUAUUCUCCCAAAGAUGUCAUCAACACAGAAUGACUUUAAAUAUCUGAACAAUAGGUAAUAUUUUCAAUUUAUUCAAAGAUUGUUUAUAUUGUAAUAGGGAAAUGGGUUUAUGUCAAUGAACAUGUAAUUAACCCAGAACCAAACGUCUUGCGUAAUUGGUCAAAUGUUUAUGUAAUCUGUGGUCCUCUGUAGCUCAAUUGGUAGAGCAUGGCGCUUGUAACGCCAGGGUAGUGGGUUCGAUCCCCGGGACCACCCAUAUGUAAAAAUGUAUGCACACAUGACUGUAAGUCGCUUUGGAUAAAAGCGUCUGCUAAAUGGCAUAUCAUUUUUAUUAUUCAUGAGAGAUGAAUGAACAUGUUGUCAUUGUUGUGUAUUAUCGACACACAUAGCUGGUAACACGAUGUCAAAUCCCAGUGCAAUUGGUACGCUGCAUGACAGCUCAGAGGCAGGAAACAUUGGUGUAAAUUCUCUAAAUCAAUAAGGAUUGAUUUUACCAGUGGAAACACAUUGGACAUGACCAGCCUGGUAUGCCGAUAUUCCCAGUGGCAAAGUGGGACCUGCUCAAUUAAAUAGUCAAUAUGUCAGUUGGCAGAAGUUGGGUAUUCCCAUAAAACUGUAAGGAGGAGCCUCUGUGAGCAGCGUGAGAUUUGAAGGAGUUCAAAUUUUCCUUUGUCUCCCAGCUCCUGCUGAGACUUGCCCAUGAUGUGUUUGUGUAGGCAGCCUAGCCAUGCAUGUUUCACUGAUUGUGCUCAAUUUGUUAGAACAGGGCCUAGUAAAUAAAAUAAAAGGUUAUUGUCUGUUUAUACUCAAGUCAUUGUAUAAAACAUUGUUUCAUAAAUUGUUAUAGCCUACAGUGCUGUGAAAAAGGAUUUGCCCCCUUUCUAAUUUUCUCUACUUUUGCAUAUUUGUGAUACUGAAUGUUAUCAGAUCUUCAACCAAAACCUAAUAUUAGAUAAAGGGAACAUAAGUGAACAAAUAACACAACAAUUACAUAUUUAUUUCAUAAACAAAGUUAUGCAACACCCAAUUCCCCUGUGUGAAAAAGUAAUUGCCCCCUUACACUCAAUAACUGGUUGUGCCAUCUUUAGCUGCAAUGACUCCAACCAAAUGCUUCCUGUAGUUGUUGAUCAGUCUUUCACAUCGCUGUGGAGGAAUUUUGGCCCACUCUUCCAUGCAGAACUAGAAAGGGGGCAAAUACUUUUUCACAGCACUGUAUAUGAAGUCCCCAGUGGCUUCACUAUACAUAACCCUGGUCACUCAUAACCCCAUUCACGGCAAAAACGUUUAGCAAUUCGUUUUAUUAUUCCAGCUAAUUAACUUUCUCAACCUAAUAACACAUCUGGUGGCCUAUUGUCAUCUUGAUAAAAUUAUUUAUUUUAGUUAUCUGAGCUAGCGAAAACAUAAUCUCGUCCUGAACUGGGUGUGUUUUCUCCACACAAUGGUGUUUCACAACAGUGGCUAUGACACAAGGACUGUCAGAGGUGAACUCCCAGUUUCCUGUUCAAACCCAGCCCCAUGGAACACACUGUCACUGCCAUUCACAGCUCUGGUAAAUCAGUUACAGUUACAAACUCAAUUCUGGGCAGCAGUAGCCUACAGAUUAGGAGAGGGCAUUUUUGCUCAAGUCAAAUGUAGAAGCACUACUAAGGCCUAUUUUCAGACCAUUUGCACCAAAUCAAUCUCCAGAUGAUGAUAUUGGAGUGUCAGUGCAAGUUUGGGUUUUAGUGUUCUGGGUGCUGCCAUAUCAGGUCCGCCACAAAGUACACAUGUGGAUGCCCUUUGCCUUCUCUAGUGGAGCGCUACAUAUUUAACUAUGCCAGAGGUGGUUGAACUUAAUAUCCACGACUAAAAAUAUAUUUAUGACAGUAAAGCCUUUAUUCAAAAUGAAUUUAAAAAAUAUACAGUGGGGAAAAAAAGUAUUUAGUCAGCCACCAAUUGUGCAAGUUCUCCCACUUAAAAAGAUGAGAGAGGCCUGUAAUUUUCAUCAUAGGUACACGUCAACUAUGACAGACAAAUUGAUGAAAAAAAAUCCAGAAAAUCACAUUGUAGGAUUUUUAAUGAAUUUAUAUGCAAAUUAUGGUGGAAAAUAAGUAUUUGGUCACCUACAAACAAGCAAGAUUUCUGGCUCUCACAGACCUGUAACUUCUUCUUUAAGAGGCUCCUCUGUCCUCCACUCGUUACCUGUAUUAAUGGCACCUGUUUGAACUUGUUAUCAGUAUAAAAGACACCUGUCCACAACCUCAAACAGUCACACUCCAAACUCCACUAUGGCCAAGACCAAAGAGCUGUCAAAGGACACCAGAAACAAAAUUGUAGACCUGCACCAGGCUGGGAAGACUGAAUCUGCAAUAGAUAAGCAGCUUGGUUUGAAGAAAUCAACUGUGGGAGCAAUUAUUAGGAAAUGGAAGACAUACAAGACCACUGAUAAUCUCCCUCGAUCUGGGGCUCCACGCAAGAUCUCACCCCGUGGGGUCAAAAUGAUUACAAGAACGGUGAGCAAAAAUCCCAGAACCACACGGGGGGACCUAGUGAAUGACCUGCAGAGAGCUGGGACCAAAGUAACAAAGCCUACCAUCAGUAACACACUACGCCGCCAGGGACUCAAAUCCUGCAGUGGCAGACGUGUCCCCCUGCUUAAGCCAGUACAUGUCCAGGCCCGUCUGAAGUUUGCUAGAGUGCAUUUGGAUGAUCAAGAAGAGGAUUGGGAGAAUGUCAUAUGGUCAGAUGAAACCAAAAUAGAACUUUUUGGUAAAAACUCAACUCGUCGUGUUUGGAGGACAAAAAAUGCUGAGUUGCAUCCAAAGAACACCAUACCUACUGUGAAGCAUGGGGGUGGAAACAUCAUGCUUUGGGGCUGUUUUUCUGCAAAGGGACCAGGACGACUGAUCCGUGUAAAGGAAAGAAUGAAUGGGGCCAUGUAUCGUGAGAUUUUGAGUGAAAACCUCCUUCCAUCAGCAAGGGCAUUGAAGAUGAAACGUGGCUGGGUCUUUCAGCAUGACAAUGAUCCCAAACACACUGCCCGGGCAACGAAGGAGUGGCUUCGUAAGAAGCAUUUCAAGGUCCUGGAGUGGCCUAGCCAGUCUCCAGAUCUCAACCCCAUAGAAAAUAUUUGGAGGGAGUUGAAAGUCUGUGUUGCCCAGCGACAGCCGCAAAACAUCACUGCUCUAGAGGAGAUCUGCAUGGAGGAAUGGGCCAAAAUACCAGCAACAGUGUGUGAAAACCUUGUGAAGACUUUUGACCUGUGUCAUUGCCAACAAAUGGUAUAUAACAAAGUAUUGAGAAACUUUUGUUAUUGACCAAAUACUUAUUUUCCACCAUAAUUUGCAAAUAAAUUCAUUAAAAAUCCUACAAUGUGAUUUUCUGGAUUUUUUUUCUCAUUUUGUCUGUCAUAGUUGACGUGUACCUAUGAUGAAAAUUACAGGCUUCUUUCAUCUUUUUAAGUGGGAGAACUUGUACAAUUGGUGGCUGACUAAAUACUUUUUUCCCCCACUGUAUUCUACGCACAAUACCCCAUAAUGACAGUGUUUUUAGAAAAUCUUGCUAAUUUAUUGAAAAUUGCCAUCAAAUUGGAUGCACCUGAGCUCAUGUGCAAAUUGAGCUCAGGGGCAUCCAAUUUCUUUUCAUCAUCCUCUUGAUUGGAGUCCACCUGUGGCCAAUUCAAUUGGACAUGAUUUGGACAUAAUUUAGAAAGAAACACACCUGUCUAUAUAAAUUCCCACAGUUGACAGUGCAUGUCAGAGCAGAAACUAUUAUACCAUGUCCAAGGAACUGUCAGUAGAGCUCCGAGAUAGAAUUUUGAUGACACAUAUAUCUGGGGAAGGGUAUAAAAUAGUUUCAACACUCUAGAAAUUAUCUCCAUCAUUGGUAAAUGGAAAAAAUAUGGAACUACCCAGACUCUGCCUAGAUCUGGCCGUCCGACCAAACUGAGCAAACAGGCAAGAGGGACCUUGGUCAGGGAGGUGACCAAGAAACCAAUGACCACUCUGAUAGAACUCCAGAGUUCCUUGGCUGAGAUGGGAGAACCUGCCAGAAGGACAACAGUCUCUACAGCACUUCACCAAUCUGAGCUUUAUGGGAGAGUGGCCAGACUGAAGCCACUCCUGAGAAAAAGGUACAUGACAGCACGCCUGAAGUUUGCAAAAAGGCACGUGAAAGACUGAGCGCAUAAGGCAAAAGAUUCUGUGGUCGGAUGAGACAACAAUUUUACUCUUAGGCCUGAAUGCAAAGUGCUAUGUCUGGAGAAAACCAGGCACAGCUCAUCACCCGUCUAACACCAUCCCUACCAUGAAGCAUGGUGGUGGCAGCAUCAUGCUUUGGGGAUGCUUUUCAGCAGCAGGGACUGGGAGACUGGUAAGGAUAGAGGGAACAAUGAAUGGAGCCAAAUACAGGCAAAUCCUUGAUGAGAAACUGCUUCAAAGUGCAAACGACCUUAGACUGGGGGCGAAGAUUUACGUUCCAACAGCACAAUGACCCCAAGCAUACAGCCAAAGCAAUGCUGGAAUGGCUUCAGAACAAGAAUGUGAAAGUCCUUGAGUGGCCCAGCCAAAGCCCAGUCUUGAAUCCCAUUGAAAAUCUGUGGAAGACUUGAAGAUUGCUGUUCACCGCCACUCCCAAUCUAAUUUAACUGAGCUUGAGGAAAUCUGCAAGGAAUAAUGGGAGAAAAUCCCCAAAUCCAGAUGUGCAAAGCAGAUACAGACACACCCAAGACAACUCAAAGCUGUAAUCGCCACCAAAGGUGCUUCUACAAAGUAUUGACUCAGGGGUGUGAAUACUUAUGCAAAUUAGAUAUUUCUGUAUUUCAUUUUCACAACAUUUGCAAAAAUGUUUUCACUGUCAUUAUGGGGUAUUGUGCGUAGAUGGAUGAGAAACUCUUUAAUCCAUUUUGAAUUCAGGCUGUAACACAACAACAUUUGGAAUAAGUUAAGGGCUAUGAAUACUUUCUGAAGGCCCUGUAUAUACACUGAGUGUACAAAACAUUAGGAACAGCUGCUCUUUCCAUGACAGACUGACCAGGUGAAAGCUAUGAUCCCUUAUUGAUGUCACCUGUUAAAUCCACUUCAAUCAGUUUAGAUGAAGCGGAGGAAACAGGUUAAAGAAGGAUUUUUUAGCCUUGAGACAAUGGAUACAUUGAUUGUGUAUGUGAGCCAUUCAGAGGGUGAAUCGGCAAGACAAGAUUUAAGUGCCUUUGAAAGGGGUAUGGUAGUAGGUGCCAGGCGCACCGGUUUAAGUGUGUCAAGAACUGCAACGCUGCUGGGUCUUUCACGCUCAUUAGUUUCCCGUGUGUAUCAUGAAUGUUCCACCACCCAAAGGACAUCCAGCCAACUUGACACAACUGGGGGAAGCAUUGGAGACACAACUGUGGGAAGCAUUGGAGUCAACAUGGGCCAGCAUCCCUGUGGAACGCUUUCGACACUUUGUAGACUCCAUGCCCCAACGAAUUGAGGCUGUUCUGAGGGCAAAAGGGGGUUCAACUCAAUAUGAGGAAGGUGUUCUUAAUGUUUUGUACACUCAGUUUAUACCCAAUGCAGCAUUUAGCCUAAUUUACACAUUUACCCUACUCUCAACAUCUGCUAUGUACAGUUGAAGUCGGAAGUUUACAUACACUUAGGUUGGAGUCAUUAAAACUCGUUUUUCAACCACUCCACACAUUUCUUGUUAACAAACUAUAGUUUUGGCAAGUCGGUUAGGACAUCUACUUUGUGCAUGACACAAUACAUUUUUCCAACAAUUGUUUACAGACAGAUUAUUUCACUUAUAAUUAACUGUAUCACAAUUCCAGUGGGUCAGAAGUGUACAUACUCUAAGUUGACUGUGCCUUUAAACAGCUUGGAAAAUUCCAGAAAAUGAUGUAAUGGCUUUAGAAGCUUCUGAUAGGCUAAUUGGCAUCAUUUGAGUCAAUUGGAGGUGUACCUGUGGAUGUAUUUCAAGGCCUACCUUCAAACUCAGUGCCUCUUUGCUUGACAUCAUGGGGAAAUCAAAAGAAAUCAGCCAAGACCUCAGAAAAUAAAUUGUAGACCUCCACAAGUCUGGGUCAUCCUUGGGAACAAUUUCCAAAGGCCUGAAGGUACCACGUUCAUCUGUACAAACAAUAGUACACAAGUAUAAACACCAUGGGACCACGCAGCCGUCAUACCGCUCAGGAAGGAGACGCGUUCUGUCUCCUAGAGAUUAACGUACUUUGGUGCGAAAAGUGCAAAUCAAUCCCAGAACAACAGCAAAGGACCUUGUGAAGAUGCUGGAGGAAACAGGUACAAAAGUAUCUAUAUCCACAGUAAAACGAGUCCUAUAUUUACAUUUUAGUCAUUUAGCAGACGCUCUUAUCCAGAGCGACUUACAGUUAGUGAAUGCAUACAUGUUUUUUUAUUUUUUUCAUCGACAUAACCUGAAAGGCCGCUCAGCAAGGAAGAAGCCACUGCUCCAAAACCGCCAUCAAAAAGCCAGACUAUGGUUUGCAACUGCACAUGGGGACAAAGAUCUUACUUUUUGGAGAAAUGUCCUCUGGUCUGAUGAAACAAAAAUAGAACUGUUUGGCCAUAAUGACCAUCGUUAUGUUUGGAGGAAAAAGGGGGUCUUGCAAGCCGAAGAACACCAUCCCAACCGUGAAGCACGGGGUGGCAGCAUCAUGCUGUGGGGGUGCUUUGCUGCAGGAGGGACUGGUGCACUUCACAAAAUAGAUGGCAUCAUGAGGAAGGAAAAUUAUGUGGAUAUAUUGAAGCAACAUCUCAAGACAUCAUUCAGGAAGUUAAAGCUUGGUCUCAAAUGGGUCUUCCAAAUGGACAAUGACCCCAAGCAUACUUCCAAAGUUGUGGCAAACAAGGACAACAAAGUCAAGGUAUUGGAGUGGCCAUCACAAAGCCCUGACCUCAAUCCUAUAGAAAAUUUGUGGGCAGAACUGAAAAAGCGUGUGCGAGCAAGGAGGCCUACAAACCUGACUCAGUUACACCAGCUCUGUCAGGAGGAAUGGGCCAAAAUUCACCCAACUUAUUGUGGAAGGCUACCCGAAAUGAUUGACCCAAGUUAAACAAUUUAAAGGCAAUGCUACCAAAUACUAAUUGAGUGUAUGUAAACUUCUGACCCACUGGGAAUGUGAUGAAAUAAAUAAAAGCUGAAAUAAAUCAUUCUCUCUACUAUUAUUCUGACAUUUCACAUUCUUAAAAUAAAGUGGUGAUCCUAACUGACCUAAGACAGGGAAUUGUUACUAGGAUUAAAUGUCAGGAAUUGUGAAAAACUGAGUUUAAAUGUAUUUGGCUAAGGUGUAUGUAAACUUUCGACUUCAACUGUAGGUGAAUUGCAUCAAUUAUGGAGCUGUCGAUUGAGUAAACAACAAUCAGGCAUGAUGCAGUCAGCAUUAGAAAAUAUAUUCAAAUUGAGAAAAGUUCAAUUGUACAAAUGAUGUAACUUGGGCUUUGCGUAGUUCUAAGUUGUUUGUUUUAUAGAUCCUCAAGCUGGUUUCACUGGCUGUACUAGAAAAAUUACCAUUCAUCUCCUAUAAAAGAACACACCAUCGGAUUUCACACCAUUGUGUUUCUCAAAUACUUCACACGCCGUUUGAAAGCCACCUAAAGGUGAGGAUGGUUGAUCAUGUAGAUAGAUGUGGCUUAGGUGUCAUAAAAAGAUUCACGAAUCUACAGACUGAUGUGAAACUUCACUGGAGGGUCAGUGACAUCAUUUGACGACGUGUUUUGUAUUGACUCUCUCAACGUGUUAAAUGUUUCAUUGUUUGCCAUAAAAUACUAAAAACACCAGGAAAUCAGCUCCAAGUGAUUUUUAAUUUUGGAAAUCUGUUCCCAAGUAUUCCCACGCAUAAUAGAGAGGCAAGUGAUCGUAUACAAAUGUAAGCAAGGUUUGAAAUGAUUAUGUUUUAGUCAAAUAUUAUAUCUGUUUGGGCUUCUUGCGGUCAAUUCGCAGUCUACAAAUUAUUUGUAAUUAUGUUCCGACCAUCCACUUCCGGCCCCCCGACCAUCCAAAAGUUGGCCCGCGGCUGAAUCUAGUUGAUGAUCCCUGUUGUAGGCAUUCCUGCUUGUCUUCACUGCUUGGACAUGUCUGUCAAACACAGUGAAUAACAACUUGUAGUCAUUCAAACCAGCUGUAGUGCUUAACUGUAGCCCCACUCGCCUGAGGCGUAAGGUAUGUGUGCUCUCCUUGCUCUGCCAACAGUUGAGCAGUCGUUAGCAUGCACCAGCUCGUUUCUGUGUUUUAAGUAACAACAAGGAACCAGCAUGUCAGUUUUUUGAGUCCGUUUAACAGUAUUUCUGUGUUUUUGAACUUUGAAAGAAAUAAGUCAUCAGCGUUUUGUGUUGCUUGUCAUGGAUAGGGCCCUAGGUUUUUCUUGUGCACGUGACCUGUCUUGGAAAAACUCCAUGGGCCCUUGUUUAGUUUAAAGGGCUCUCCACAGUCUACUCAACGGAUCCGACGCAGGGUCGUUUGUGUAGCUCUCUACAUAGUUCUAAGUACUUUUGUGAGGCUGCAUUUUUGGAAUGCGACUCAAACGGAGCUCCAUUUGCGUAGACUGAAAUCACUGUGGAGAGUCCUUAACUAGGGCCCACUGUUUGUCCUAGUCAGGUCUUAUGGUAUGGAAAAACUCAAGUGCUCUAGUCAUAGGAGCAGAAGGGACCCAACCCAAGUAUUAAAACCAGUGACUCACAGGGAACUCAGAAAGUUAUAUUAGAUAAUCAGUGUGAUCUGCAUGCAUGCCCCUACCUGAGCAUAUUCCCAGCUGCUAGUAUCCUGGUAAUCAAAAGGAAGAAGCACACACCCAGGUCCUUACCCAGGUCCUUAUUAUUGGGGGAGGACAGGCAGGAAGAGAGAGUAAGGGAGGUGGAGACCUCUUCAUUUCUUCCUUUUAGCCAGUUGGAUCAUAAAAUCAACAUGUUCUAUAUUUUGUCUUUAGACGGCAUAUAGUAGUCUAUGUUGUGUCGCUCUCACUCAUGUAUUGUGUUCUCAUGUCCCUAGAUGAGAGCCUCUGGACCAGCAUAAAGAUCCCCUGAAUUGGGAAGUUUGAGCUACCACAUCCUACAACAGUACCUGGGACAGCAUGGAUUCACUCCUGAGCUACAGAGGAGGUAGCAGCAGCGGCAAGUGUUUGUUGGAGGCUGAUACCAACAUAGCUAUCGACCAUCAGAAUACUAAGAUUGGAGUCUCUAUAGAGACAUGAACUGCUGUCCUUGAUCUACAGUGUGUUAUUGUGUGAGCAAGACUAAGCAGCGCUCCCACACAUCCCCUCCCACCUGGGCAAGAAGCCAUGUCUCCUCUCUCUGCCCUGGGUGUUUUCUGUGGAUUGUUCCUUCCUCUGUCUCUUAGUGAAUACAACACUCACAACUGUAUCCCACGCAAGAGUGUCCUCUACCAGGGUAAGUCCCUCACUCUCACUUCUCCCCUGUUUUCUCAUAACGGUGUAGUGAAGUUUCCUCAAAUACUAAAAUGUUGGCCUUAUAACUAGUGAAUGAACACACACACACACACACACAGUUUGUGAUACAGAGCUAUCAUUGAGUUUUCAAAUGCUUUCCUGUUUAGACAAUAUGAAGCUGUUCAGAGAGCAAGGGAUUUGUAACUACUCCACCAUGUUGGUUCGAGAGGAUUUGGGCCUGCUGCUGCUUGGGGCUCGAGAGGCUGUCUAUGCCCUGGACAUCAAUGAUAUCUCCAUCAAGAAGUCAUGGGUAGGAAGUAGAACUUCUGUUUAUUACAGGUAUUCAGAUAUCCUCUUUAGCUAUCAGUUAUCCUGUAUCAUUUGCAUACACCAAUUUUAUAAAUCACAAAUGGACUGCAAUAAAAGGCUGCUGUAACUACUUUGCGGUGACCUAAUACCAAUGCCUUGGAACCAUAAAUCCAUUACCUAGAACAUACUUUGACGUGCAGCUCUCUGUUGUGUCAGGUAUACUGGCGGGUCACUGAGGAGAAACAGAUGGAGUGCACAUACAAAGGGAAACAUGCUGAAGUAAGUGGCUCCAUCAAUCAUGAAACAGUUCUCCCCGCAGACAGCUGUGUGAAGUGAGUUGUUUAUCUGAACACCAACAGAAGACAUGACAAACAGAACCAGAUACAUACACUGAAAUCAUAUAUUACUAUAUCAACCUUGACAUUUCUCAUCCCUGUUCUCUUGCAGAUCGAAUGCCGUAACUACAUCCGGACGCUGCAUAAAGUGGAUGACGGCAGAAUGUAUGUGUGCGGGACAAAUGCUUUCAGUCCCACCUGUGAUUACAUGGUAAGUAUAGCUUGGCCAGAACAGGACAGCAGGACAUCUUCCUGUAAGAAUAGCUCUGUUGUUUGAAGCAAUCAUGUGACUGCUGCAGGCAGGCAGUUGUCACUGAAUAUUUACAGUGAGUGUGAAAUGUUUGCAUACUACAGACACCUAUCUGCCUUCCGUCUCUCUAUUGUUAGUGGCUACUGAGUGUUAACUAAUUUUGCCCUCUGGGGUAUAUUCCUGCUUCUCUCUCCCUGAAACAAUGUGAAUGAAUACAGCUAAAUAGUGGCUUUGUUUCUGACCCUGACAGACGUACUCUGAAGGACAGCUGAGACUAGAGGAAGCGCAGGAGGAGGGAAAAGGGAAAUGCCCCUUUGAUCCCUUCCAGAGAUACUCUUCCAUCAUGGUCGGUAUGUACUGUGACUCUCUGUCUGUCUCUGGUUAUCUGCCCUCACAAUCGUGCACCCAUUGAAGUUCAAAGGGCACCAACUGAAAGUGGGGUUUCAAAGGUGCAAUCUCUAACUUUCAUUUUCAGUUGAAAGUGCUGCCGCUGCACUUGUUUGUUAAUUGAGGGGGAGAGUUUGUAAAGUGAGGGGGCUGGGUCUUCUUGAAUUGAACACAUUUUUUGCUUUAUGGCUGAAUGUGUUUAUACUACUUUGAGUUGCCAGUGGCAAAAUUAAAGAUUGCACCUGUAACUCUCCAAAUAUUUACAAUAUUAUUUACUUUGCUUGAAGAUCCAUUAUGUUUCCCCGUUGUGAUUCUUGUUAUGUCUCUGAUCUGCCAGGAAAUGACCUGUACUCUGCAACCUCAAUCAACUUCCUGGGUUCUGAGCCUGUGGUUCUCCGCAGCUCUUCCUCUGCACUCCGCACCGAGUUUAAGAGCUCCUGGCUCAACGGUCAGCUCUCCCUUUCUGUUCAUACUUGUGUUAUAAACUUGUAUACUGCUAUACACCAUGCCUUAGAUUCUAUUAAUGUCUGCACCAUAUCUCCUCUAACACCUGAAGAUGAACUUUGAAUGGCAAAAUGCAUCCAUAGCAUUUUACAUACUCUAUGUGCCUUGAGUAAUAACCUAGAUCCUAUAGGUCUCUGUGUUUUGAAUUAUGAAACUUCAGCUACUCCUGUAAAACAGUUCCUGAUAGGUAGCGUAAUAAGUGCUCAUUAUGAUUUCAGAGCCCAACUUUGUGUACAUGGACCUUGUCCCCGAGAGCAAUAACAACCCAGAGGGCGAUGAUGAUAAGGUUUACCUGUUCUUCAGCGAGAACGCCAUGGAGUAUGACUUCUACAACAAGCUCAUGGUGUCACGAGUGGCUCGUGUAUGCAAGGUAACAACUUGCUACAAAUUUACUUUCAGUUGCAAUAAGUUUCAUUGGUCCAUACAUGGUAUUUUAAAUAUAAAGAAAGGAAAGUAUGUGUACACUGUUUAAACAGUGCAAGGGUAUAGUGUGUGCAUGUGUCCCUUCUCUCCAAAAGCAUUCACUUGUUUGACUAGAACUCACACUGUGUGUAGGGGGAUAUGGGCGGCCAGCGGACGCUCCAGAGGAAGUGGACGUCGUUCCUGAAGGCUCGUCUGGACUGCUCUCUGCCAGAGUCCAGCCUGCCCUCCAUUGUACAGGAUGUCUUCCUACUCAAAAACGAUGACUGGAGCAAAAGUGUUUUCUACGCAGUGUUCACUCCCCAGUCGUGAGUAUUGUCAGUAGAAUCCAGUGGCUUUAAAGUUGGCAACAUUGUUUCAGUGGGAAGGGGACUGAGAUUCUCACUAUGUUUUUAAUGGUUGCUUUACACGCACGUUUACCAUAAUCAUAGGGCCAGGAGUUUUUUCCGACCCUGUGACCUGACCAGAAACCCCAGGCUAAUAGAAGGCUAACUAUAACUAGUGCCUAGGGUAUUUUCCAAGUGGUCAGGAAAGACAUAGGGACCUAACCAUGAUAUACUGGUGGUUUGAAAACAUCAAACAUGUUUUUCUGACUGUGUGUUUGCUCUAGGAGCUUGUCCGACAUGUCUGCAGUGUGUGCGUACAGUGUGUCAGCUAUCGGAGACGUGUUCAAUAAGGGGAAGUUUAAGACGCCAGUGACUGUGGAGACGUCGCAUGUGAAGUGGGUCAUGUACAGUGGAGAGGUGCCCACCCCCAGACCUGGAGCCGUAUGUCCCAUUUUAAUAUUAUUGUGAAGAUCUAAAUGGUUUAGGGCCACAAAAGGAAAUGAUCUACUUUUCUACAGUUCAGCUACUAACUCAGCACUAAUAAAUGUAUUAUUUUCAAGUUAUUACCACUCAUCAAUCCUCUGUUGUUUUUCAGUGCAUUAACAAUGCAGCGCGGGCCCUUGGGAUGGAGCGCUCCCUGGACCUGCCAGACAAGACCCUGCAGUUCAUCAGGGACCGGCCCCUCAUGGACGAGGCCGUGCGCCCUCUGACUGGGGGUCCGCUGCUGGUCAAAAAAGGAGCCAUGUUCACACGACUGGUGGUGGACAACGUGCAAGCUCUGGAUGGAGAGAGAUACGCAGUCAUGUUCAUCGGCACAGGUACUGUACAGCGCACACACAGCCCUAGAACAGACUUCUUCUGGCAGUGGAUCUCAGACAAUGACAUGGGUGUCCUUCUCUCCUUACAGAGAACGGCUAUGUGCAGAAGGCAGUGAACUACGCUGGGGAGAUGUUCAUCAUUGAGGAAAUACAGCUGUACCAGACCCCAGAGGCUAUCAGGACGCUACGCCUCUCCUCCAGCACGGUAACACUAACUCAGUCAAUCAAACUUGAUUUGUAUAGCGCAUUUAACAAAUGCGUUCUUCACAAAGUUCUUAUUGGCAACUCUGGUUUAAACUCCCAAGGUGCAGCAACAUUUUACGAAGCAUUUUGCAAAACAACGUUUUACUGAUAUUGUGGUCAUUCAUACAAUGUAAACAUAAGGGUUUUACGGGAUCAAUGGCAGUUUAUUGUUGUCUCCUGGCAUUUCUGCAGACCGAUGGUUACUCAUUUACUUUUUAUUUCCUUGGCACUUACAAUAGAUCAUUCGAGGAGAAUGGCAUUGUGUCAUUGCUGUUACCAACAGUGGGUGGAACAGACUCAUCGAGCUGCUGACACUCAUGUGGUAUUGGUUUGUGUUCUUGUUUCCCCAGGGUCAGCUGUAUGCAGGCUCAGAGUAUGGAGCUGUGCAGAUGCCUCUGAGUGACUGUGGCCGCUAUGAGUCGUGUCUGGACUGUGUCUUGGCCAGAGACCCUUACUGUGGAUGGGACCUCACCACUGGCAUCUGCUCUUCUGUGGCCAGCUCAUCCUCUGACAUGUACGUUUUCACUGUAGACUAACCUCUGACUUUAAAUAAAGAUUAGUGUGUUUACUAUAUGUUAGAAUUUAAGUAUACCCUAAUGUUUCAAGUUUAUUUAUCUUUCAGGAACAUGAUUCAAAGUCUAAAAGAUGGUAAUAUAUCAAAAUGUCCAAAAUCAGGUAAAUUGAUUUCACAAUAUUUAAAUGUUCAGCACACUACGAACAAAGAACAGAUGUAGUCAUCACUUCCUUUGACGAGUAGAUGCACAUAGGAAUGCUUGCGUUUUUGUGUGUAUUGCAGAGACUGUGAAGCCAGAGAACUACACCUUAGUCCCUGGGAACAACAUCAAGCUGCCGUGCCAUCCUGACUCCAACCUGGCUCAGGUACACUGGCUCUUCUUAGGGCAACAGCUGCCGUCUGAUGCCAAGUAUUACAUCUACAACGGAGGGAUCCUCAUUCUUAAUGCCUCUGCCACCGACGCGGGCCAGUACACCUGUGAGUCUGUAGAGCAGGUGAACAGCAGACCGCACACCAGGACUAUGGCAGUCUAUCAACUGCAGCCCCACACUAACACAGAGGAUGAGGAGGAGGCGAGUGAGACGACGACAGAGUCCCCCCAUAGCCACAAUACCCCACUACCAGAGCUCCUGGAGGUGCCACAUACUUUGGAGCCCCCUCUCCCUCCUGAGUCACGGAGUGAAGAUGGCAGGGUGGUAGGCCUGCAGGUGGCGGUAGCUCUCCUCUCUCUGAUGCUGGUUGGUCUAGUAACCUGGAAUCUGUAUAAAGGAAGCUUUAGAAACAGAUCUUCAGAGAACUCAGGUGCCUGCCAGGUGAAAAGGCUGUCAGUUGACUACAUGCACAUUCAAAACAAUAGGACUUCAGAAAUGAAGUUGCUGGGACCUACACCCAGUCAUAACGCUAACAAUAACCAUCACACAGUCAUAGCUUUCAAAGGGAAUGGGGAGCACCACUUUUCUCCAGGACACAACAUUUCCACUAUGGACGGUUUGGGUUACAUUGACAACGAGUCAGAGAUCUGACCCUGAGUGUUCACCACUCUCUGGGGGUUUGCCCUCUUUCUCUCUUACCAGGCAGCUGAUUUAGGACACUAAGGCCAUGUCAGGCUCUGUAUAUUGGACUUAGAGGCACGUUUGUUAUAUUUUUCUAGGAAUUGUCCAUAAAAACAUUUCCCCACCAGGUUGAAUUUAUUUUGUGUAGUCAUGCCAUAAUGCAAAUAUACAGUGAGCUCCAAAAGUAUUGUGCCCAAUAGAAAUUAAUGGUAAAUCAUGUAUUGUGUCAUUUGAGUCAGCUUUAUUGUAAAUAAGAAUAGAAUAUGAUUCUAAACACUUCUACGUUAAUGUGGAUGCUACCAUGAUUACAGAUAGUCCUGAAUAAAUUGUGAAUAAUGAUGAGAAAGUUUCAAAUCACAAAUAUCAUACCCCCAAUACAUGUUAACUUCUCACUAUU
Molecule: messenger RNA, 15635 nt
Organism: Coregonus sp. 'balchen'
Lineage: Eukaryota; Metazoa; Chordata; Actinopteri; Salmoniformes; Salmonidae
Source: the annotation of a GenBank genome assembly